This is a messenger RNA of Neoarthrinium moseri, 1956 nucleotides long. RefSeq lists its product as uncharacterized. Gene Ontology annotation, molecular function: protein binding. The coding region runs from base 1 to 1956 and encodes 651 amino acids. The record is from RefSeq and is a predicted model, not a curated record. NCBI's taxonomy places the organism in Eukaryota, Fungi, Ascomycota, Sordariomycetes, Amphisphaeriales, Apiosporaceae. The transcript is spliced from 4 exons.
AUGGCAAGGCUAUGCGGCAAUGGCCGCGGCUGCCUAUGCCAAAGAUCUUCUCAAAGGAUUUCUCUAAAUAAGGUUGAAGCCGAGAAGAAACUGGUCGAGGUUCUUCCCGACGUUGAUUCCAAGCUUGAGAGUAUCGAUCUGAAGAUGGAAAUCACGCACGCUGAGAUCGAAAGUAUGCGUAUAGAUACACAUUCCAACGACAUCAGGCAAUGGCUAGCCUCACCUGACGGUUCCUCCAAUUUCAACAAGGCCAUCAAGGUUCGUCAUCCAGGCUCUGGUCGACUCGAUAUCCUGCUCUGGCCGACUUGUUACCAGGAGGUGCAUCUUGACCUGUACAGAAAGGUCUUGGUUGACACUGCCCAACUAAGCCAGCAAUUCGCCUCGUGGCGUGCAUUCGUCCAGCGCAUCAAGAACGAUCCAUACUUCUCCAAGGUUGCCUAUCAUUUCGGUGAAAGCCUUCUUGGCGACCAGAUUAUCGCUAUACGAAACGAUUUGCUAGAGGCGGAUAUCCGAAACUACGUGCAGGAUAGAGUUCGGGAGCACGAAGGUCUUAGUCGGUGGCGUGGACACAAGGAGAUUCAAGACAAGAUUGAGGCUAGUCUGCUCGAGAAAGCCAACGGAAUGUUUCGCCGGGUGUCAUGUCAGCUUGACGCUCUGGAAGACUGCUUAGAACGGAAAGCUCUGCUAAAAGCACUUCAAAGCCUGCCACAAACGCUGGACGAGACGUACGAGCGGAUAUUGGCAAACGUACCUUCAGCCCAUAUACACCACACAAGACGGAUUCUGCAGUUUCUAACAUAUUCCGAACGACCGCUGCGACUGGAGGAGGCGGUCGAUGCAAUUGCCGUCGAUGUCGGAGAGGGUGUAGCUCGGGGGUGUCGAUUUGAUCCCAACGACAGAUUGCCAGUUCCCCGAGAGAUUACCCGGUAUUGCUCAAGCCUUGUCGUGCUUAUUUCAAGACAGGGUAGAUACGGCGAAGAGCAAGAGGUAACAGAGAUCCAGCUAGCGCAUUUCUCCGUCAAAGACUACCUUACCUCGGAUCGUCUAGACAGUCAGACUGCUCUAUAUUUGCAGGAGACGGCUGCCCACAGCUCCGUUGCUGAAGUUUGCUUAGCAUAUCUAUUGGAAUUUGAAGAAGUCGAAACAACGAGAGAGAUCAAACAGGUUUCUCCCUUUGCCCAAUAUUCAGCACGAUACUGGGUGAGCUAUGGUGUUGUGGGCGAGAAAAAUAGCGAACAUGUAUUCAAGCUCGUAGGAGAGCUCUUUUUAAGCCGAUUACUACUCAAAAGUUGGUGUCGUCUGUAUAACCCGGACAGGCCUUGGGAAGAUGAACUUGGAAGGGAUAACAUAGCACCCGCCCUGUACUACGCCUCACUCAUAGGACUAUCACGAUGUGGCAGCAUGUUGCUGAGCCAGGGAGCCGACAUUAAUGUCCAGGGCGGACAUCACGGCAACGCUCUGCAGGCCGCUUCAUUUGGAGGACACCGAGAAAUCGUACAGCUGCUGCUCGACAAGGGAGCCGACGUUAAUGUGUCCCAGGACGCUUUAACUCCACUAUUAGUAGCUGCUAGACAGGGUCACGAAAACAUAGUAUGCCUUCUUCUUGCCGCUGGCGCAAACCAUCGAGUAACGGAUAGUUUUGCUCGAACGGCUUUUACGUACGCAGCAAUUCAUGAUUCCUUCAGAGUGGUAGACAUCCUACUUGGGAAACCUGGACUUAACAUUAAUACGAAAGAUCACUGGGGUGCAACGGCAAUCUCCUUCGCUGCUCGGCUUGGACUCUCAAAAUCUUUCGAAAAGAUCGCGACUAUGCCUAGUAUUAACUUGCACGCGGGAGAGAAUUUUGGUCGGACAUCUCUUUGGUGGGCUCAGAAGCAAGGGCAUAUCGACAUUGCAAGUGAUAUUGUCGAGCAUAUCCGCCUAUGGACGAGGACCCGACACGACCUCGAAGGCUAG